GGGCCAUUGUCGGCGUCUCAAUCCAAUCCUUGUCGCGGUCUAUGAUGUAUAUAUAAACAGUUGAUUGGUUUUCAAAACCUCACGGACUCAAUAAUUAAUUCAUCUUCCCAAACGCGACUUUGCGGUUUCCAGAUUCUUCUUCAUCCUCGUUCGCCAAGACCUUACGUUGCCCCAAAGGGUACUUAUCUUUUAUGUUUUUUUUAUAUUUUUUUAACACUUUAAAAUUAUUUUAUUUUAUGUUUUUUUUUCAAAAUUUCCCCUUUUUCUGCUUGGCAAUCCACGCCCAGUUCCUCUUCUCCAAAAAAUCGUGGGUCAGUUUAAUCCAAUAAAAAAAUUAAAAAAAAUUUUUGGUUAAUUUGAGGUUUGGUUUAUGGAAUUUGGGUCUCACAUGAUUGGGUGACAUUGUCUGUCGUGACUCUCGUGUUGUGUUUUGCUUUUAUUUUAGUUAGGUUGUGCAGGUGGGAGUAGAAACUUUUGUCUCAAAUGAUUAUCCAGAUGAUUGUGGAGCUUUGACCUGCAGGAUUCAAUCACACAAUCUGAUUUGUUUGGGAUUCUUGGUUUGUAAACGUUGUACAGAAAUCAUUCUGGGAAACGCACUGGGUUUUCCCAUCAAAUUGCGGAUUUGUUGCUGCUUUUGUUCUUGUUUUCCCUGGCAUGGUAAAUAGAAGUUAAAGAGAUUGUUUGAUCUGAAGGAGAGUUAGAGAGAUUUGGGUACGAUGACGGAUAGAAUGCAGAGGUUUCUUGUGGAGGUUCUCACAGAACCUCAACGCGGAGGGGAGUCGUUGCUUGGUUCUAUCAAGAUUGCAGUUUUACCCAUUGCUAAAGUUUUCACAAUGUGCUUCAUGGGGUUUCUCAUGGCUUCUAAGUUUGUCAAUGUCUUGCCUGCAAAUGGAAGAAAACUUUUAAACGGGUUGGUCUUUUCACUUUUACUCCCGUGCCUGAUAUUUGCCCAACUUGGACAAGCAAUCACAUUUGACAAGAUGCUUCAGUGGUGGUUUAUCCCGGUUAACGUUGUCCUUGCCACAAUAUCAGGCUCCAUAAUAGGUCUAUGUAUUGCAACAAUCAUCCGUCCGCCAUAUCCAUUCUUCAAGUUUACGAUUAUACAUAUUGGAAUAGGGAAUAUUGGGAAUGUACCACUUGUGCUGAUUGCAGCAUUAUGCCGUGAUAAAUCAAAUCCUUUUGGUGACUCUGAUAAGUGCUCUCAAGAUGGAAACGCAUACAUCUCAUUUGGCCAAUGGGUUGGAGCAAUCAUCCUGUACACGUACGUAUUCCAUAUGCUUGCACCUCCUCCGGAAGGUACCUUUGACAUUGAAGAUGGGCAUCUUCCAACGAAGGCUCCUAAUAGAGUUAGCUCACAUACUGCUGCAAAGGAUAUCUCCCAUGAGCAACUUCCGUUGCUUGUGCAGGAGCCUCCAACUCCCGAGUCAACUGGUUCACACAAAGAUAAGAUUAUGGAAUUCUUCAGGUUUCUGUACGAAAAGUUGAAGCUUCAGCAAAUCAUCCAACCACCCAUAAUUGCUUCAAUUCUAGCUAUCUUCUUAGGAUGUGUUCCAUUCUUCAAGAAACUUAUAUUCACUUCAGAUGGUCCAUUUUACUUCUUCACUGACAGCUGCCUUAUUCUUGGGGAGGCCAUGAUUCCAUGCAUAUUAUUGGCAUUAGGAGGCAAUCUUGUUGAGGGUCCAGGAAGUUCAAAACUUGGUUUACGGACAACGGCUGCGAUCAUAUUUGGGAGGUUGGUUUUAGUUCCUCCAACAGGGCUUGGAAUUGUCACUUUGGCUGAUAGACUCGGUUUCCUUCCCGCCGGUGACAAGAUGUUCAGAUUUGUCCUCCUCCUCCAACACACCAUGCCAACUUCUGUGCUUUCCGGGGCGGUUGCGAAUUUGAGAGGGUGUGGUAGAGAGGCGGCGGCAGUGCUGUUUUGGGUUCACAUUUUUGCGGUUUUCUCUAUGGCCGGAUGGAUCAUCCUCUAUCUCAACAUAUUGUUCUAAGCCGGUACUACUACUUCUACUACUACUACUACUUUCAGCCCUCAUAUGUACAACUCCCAACCCAGUGUUCAUACCAAAAAUGUGAUUCAAUUCUUUUAUUCUGCUUAUCUUCUCAUGUAAUAUUAACGACGAAAAUAAUACUCCCCGUAUUAGAAAGAAGUCAUCUUUACCUAAAAAACACUUCUUAUGUGCACCUUUUUUUUUGGGCUACAAAAUUUGGGGGCUCUGUGCAGCCUACACUUUCUCUCUGACGUUUUGUGCCAAUUUUGGAGGCUCUGUGUGGCCUACAAUUUAUAUUUUAUUUUGGGUUAAAUAUGCUUUUGGUUCUUGUAAAUUAAGCAACUUUUGCUUU
Molecule: messenger RNA, 2340 nt
Organism: Cuscuta campestris
Lineage: Eukaryota; Viridiplantae; Streptophyta; Magnoliopsida; Solanales; Convolvulaceae
Source: the annotation of a GenBank genome assembly